Messenger RNA from Nestor notabilis (Kea), 1015 nucleotides. It is a transcript of the gene CMPK1, whose product is annotated as cytidine monophosphate (UMP-CMP) kinase 1, cytosolic. NCBI's taxonomy places the organism in Eukaryota, Metazoa, Chordata, Aves, Psittaciformes, Psittacidae. Gene Ontology annotation, biological process: UDP biosynthetic process; CDP biosynthetic process; 'de novo' pyrimidine nucleobase biosynthetic process. The coding region runs from base 1 to 525 and encodes 174 amino acids. The record is from RefSeq and is a predicted model, not a curated record. Gene Ontology annotation, cellular component: nucleus; cytoplasm. The transcript is spliced from 5 exons. Gene Ontology annotation, molecular function: ATP binding; UMP kinase activity.
AUGUUUCAGAAAUACGGCUACACGCACCUUUCUGCUGGUGACCUCCUUCGAGAUGAACGAAAAAGGCCAGGCUCACAGUAUGGAGAACUCAUUGAGAACUACAUUAAGGAGGGGGAAAUUGUACCGGUUGAAAUAACAAUCAGCUUAAUCAAGAGGGCUAUGGAUCAAACAAUGGCUGCCAAUUCCCAGAAGAACAAGUUCUUAAUUGAUGGAUUUCCCAGGAAUGAAGAUAAUCUUCAAGGUUGGAAUAAGACUAUGGAUGGAAAGGCGGAUGUUUCUUUUGUUCUCUUUUUCGAUUGUGACAAUGAGAUAUGUGUUGGCCGGUGUCUUGAAAGAGGCAAAAGCAGUGGUAGGAGCGAUGAUAAUCGGGAGAGUCUGGAAAAGAGAAUUCAUACAUAUCUGCAGUCUACUAAGCCUAUAAUAGAUUUGUAUGAGAGAAUGGGGAAAGUCAGAAAAGUGGAUGCCUCUAAAUCUGUUGAUGAAGUUUUUGAAAAAGUUGUACAAAUUUUCGACAAAGAAGGCUAAUUCCCAGCUUGAAAGUUCAUUUAAACUUGUGCUUGAAUCUUGCUUGAAUAGCUGCUACUGCAGUCCAUUCUUUGUAAUUGUUUUAAAAAUUUUAUUGUUUUCCACAUAUUUACUGAUGAUUGGAAAAGCAAUUAAUUACCAAUGGAUCUGUUUUUUAAAUAGGAACUCAUUUCUUGUGGCUAUAGUAUAUAAAUUUCAGGGUUAUCUAUUAGUACAAGUUCAGUUACUCAGAUGGCAAAACCACAGUUAAAACAUCUCUCUGAAGAGACUAUUUAUUGUCACAGUUCUGUGCCUGUCAUGGGCAGUCUUUAUUCCUUAUUGCCAUACACCUAUUUAUUUAUUUUAAGGAUCAACUAAACAGCAGCAUUAAGAAAUGAGACCUGUGCCCUUGUUUGUUUUUUGGAUGCUUGGACCAAAUUUAGCAGGUAUUUUUUUUGGAGUAUAAUUUCAUCACAAAGUUCCCUGUUAUCCCCAAACCUGAAUUCUGUAA